This is a messenger RNA of Saprolegnia parasitica CBS 223.65, 874 nucleotides long. RefSeq lists its product as hypothetical. NCBI's taxonomy places the organism in Eukaryota, Oomycota, Saprolegniomycetes, Saprolegniales, Saprolegniaceae. Gene Ontology annotation, biological process: post-translational protein targeting to endoplasmic reticulum membrane. The coding region runs from base 47 to 832 and encodes 261 amino acids. Gene Ontology annotation, molecular function: protein binding; molecular adaptor activity. The transcript is spliced from 7 exons. The record is from RefSeq and is a predicted model, not a curated record. Gene Ontology annotation, cellular component: membrane; TRC complex.
UCGACCGCAGCAAGAGGUUCGAUCUGCCGACCACAACUGCAGUAUCAUGGCGAGCCCCAAGGCCGAGGCGAAGAAGAACGAAGGCAACGAGUACUUCAAGCGCAAGGAGUACGCGCCCGCGAUCGAAAAGUACUCGGAAGCCAUUGCGCUCGACAGCUCCAACCAUGUCUACUUCUCGAACCGGAGUGCUGCCUACGCUGGCCUUGGCAAGUUCGCCGAGGCCGCCCAAGACGGCGAAGCGUGCGUGCGCCUCAACCCGACGUUCGUCAAGGGCUACCACCGCUACGCGCUCGGGCUCAAGGGCUUGAAGGACUACGCCAAGGCCCUUGAGAUCCUCAAGGCUGGCCAGCGCGUCGACUUUGACAACAAGGAUCUCAACAAGCUCAUCAACGAGGUCGAGCCGCUUCUCGCCAAGGUGCAGGCGGCCAAGCGCGCCGGCAUGAACCCGUCCGAGCAGCUCAAGGAGCAAGGCAACGACUUGUUCAAGAGCGCGCAGUUUGAAAAGGCCAUUGGCAUUUACACGGAAGCCAUCGAGGCCUGCGAGAAGGACUCGUCGCCCGUCGCGAUCUCGUGCUACAACAACCGCGCUGCGUGCCACCAGCAGCUCAGCAACUUCUCCGCCGUCAUCCGCGACUGCUCCCACGUCCUCGAAGUUGAGCCGACGAACCAAAAGGCGCUGCUGCGCCGUGGCCUUGCGUACGAAGGCCUCGAGCGCUACCGCCUCGCGCUCCAGGACAUCCGUGCGCUCCUCGCUCUGGACCCGUCCAUCGACAUUGCCAACAAGGCCCAGCACCGGAUUGGGGCAGCCGUGCGUGCGCUCAAGGACAUGUAGAGUCAUCACCCUUUGCUAAAAUAAACGAGCGAACAGUCACUG